ACAGAUAAAUAGUCCAACUGAAUUCCAGUCUGUAUCAACCCAGAAUGGCAAUAAGAAUUACCUCUGUUUCUGUUUUAAUACUUACAACCUUAUUGCUCAAUACUUGCAAAGCUGUGGAUGAAUACUCAUCACAAACUGAUGCAACUCAAUCAUUCACUAUAAGCGAUGGCAUGAUGCUAUAUGAUUUCAAUCGCAAUUCAAAACCAAUAACCCUCAAGCAGUCAAAUCAUUCCGGCAAUUUAACUCUGUUCAACUUCUCGGACCGUGAAACAUCUCUAUUUGAAGAUUGGAUCGGAGUUUCAGAUACAUUUGGAGUUGAAGGACGGUCUAUAGCUGUACUUGUACCAUAUACUGCUUAUGUAAAUUUUAUUUAUAGAUAAAAUUUGACUAACAUCAUGUUUAGAAUAACCAGUCGGCAAUAUUAU
This is a messenger RNA of Schistosoma intercalatum, 425 nucleotides long. The record is from the annotation of a GenBank genome assembly. NCBI's taxonomy places the organism in Eukaryota, Metazoa, Platyhelminthes, Trematoda, Strigeidida, Schistosomatidae.